GGUGACGAAAGCAGACUGCGGGGUUGGCUCACGUCAACAGCUUCUUUGUCCAAAGUUGCCCUGACACACCAAACCGACGCUCAACACCCGACGGCCAAGUAGCACUUCAUUCUGUGCCUGCGCAAGAUGAAAUGUCUUUCCGUACCAGCAGGUGGCAGUAGCUGAACGGCCAAUCAGAAUGAUCAGAAUGCCCGACGGACCAACGAGCUCCGCCGCCAAUUCAACAUUUUGAAUCGGCCGAAAAAAUGCCAACGAGGACCAACUUCAGUCGACGGUGCAGAUCACACUGGGAAAACUUAGUCGGCCGACGAACAAAAACUGCCCAAUGGCCGACUAUCGGCUUGCACCAGAACAAAUGCAAGUGCACUCAUAUCGUCUCACCCAAGCGGAGCGUCAGAGAAGAAUGCAACUACAUCUAUGCCUGUAUUGUGGGGGAGAGGAUCUUUUCAUCAUAGCCUGUCCCAUCCGACCACCAUGUCCCGCGGUGAGUACCAUCCAGCUACCUGCUCAAACUGCUCCUCUUACCAAAACUACUGUCCAUGUCCUUAAUGCUCAUACCUGUGUUUCAGCGCAAGUCCUCCUCGACUCCGGGUCAGCAGGGAAUUUUGUCAGCAACGAGAUUCUCCAGAAACUGAACGUACAUCGUAAACGAUGUCAGCAGUAUCUUCAUAUACAAACCAUCCAGGGAAAACCGCUGGGGCGUGGUCACAUCAGACAUUUCUCCCCCACAAUGACGCGCUGCGUCGGCUGCCAACACUCAGAGGAUAUAACGUUCAUGGUGCUGGAAGAAUCCACCGCUGACAUCAUCCUGGGACACCCAUGGUUAAAUCAACACCAACCACACGUACAAUGGAACACGGGUGAGAUCCUCAAGUGGAGUGAUAAUUGUUUCUCUAAUUGUCUAUCUUCCUCCUGCGAAGUUCCGAUCUUCCUCUUCCAAUGACUCAGAAGUUCUUUCUGUUUUCUCCACAUCUAUUGAAAGUCCAUCUGCCCAAGAAGCCUUUAACCAUCUGCAAGAAGCUUUCCUCACCACCUUGAUCCUCAUCCAUCCGAAUCCAGAGAUUCCAUUUGUCGUUGAGGUGGACGCUUCUUCUACAGGGGUCAGGGCGGUGUUGUCACAGUGGCAGGGUGAUCCCCCAUGACUCCAUCCAUGUGCCUUUACUCCAAAAAUCUAUCCCUGGCGGAGCAAAACUAUGACAUCGGGAACAGAGAACUACUUGCCAUCAAGUUAGCUCUGGAGGAGUGGAGACACUGGCUGGAGGGAGUGAAUCAUCCGUUUGAGGUCAUCACCGACCACCGGAAUCUGGAGUACCUUCGAGAAGUCACUCACAGAGACACAAUCAACGCCCACCAACACUCAAGCAUUGUCACCAGAUCUCCAUACUCCGCCCACUCGUUCACUCUCCCCUAAAUACUAUUCACGAGCACCUGCACCUCAUCAUUACGGACACUAUAUAGACUCAUGUUUCCAUCAGUUUCCAUCAGUCUCGUCAAACACACCUGGACUCCUUACCCGCUACUUACCUGUUAUCCUGCUGUUGCCUCUUCGUCUCCUGUGUCCUGUUCUCCAUGUUCUCCAUCCAUUCCUACGAAGACAUUCCAAAGUUUACCCAUCAGCUAAGUGUCUGUUUGUUUGUGCUUGCAACUCUACUUACCACAUUGACUGUCAUCACCUGUGUUCAUGCCUCUGUUAAUAAACAUCUGUGUUCUGUGAUCUCUGUCUCCAUCUGACAAUGCCACCAUUGUUAUAUAAAUCUUUAGUGAAAAAUCUAUUAACAGAAAAUUUCUACAAUUUUCUAUUAUAAAUUCUACAAGUUAGUCAAUUUACCACAUGUGAGCGUGUGAACUGGCUGAAAUGCGUGUCUCUCAUGGUGAAUGUGUGAGACUUGAUAUGUAUUUAUGUAUCAUGUAUUUAUUUGGUUAUUUAGUUUAAUGUUUUAUCUGUCUCAUCCCUGUGCUUUUGUUGAUACCUGACAAAUGCAUUCGCAUAUCUUUCACAGAUUCACACACUCCGGUUAACUCGUAUAACUUUUAACUCCUGUUUUCUUCUCAUGAGUUCCCUCUAUUGUUCUGGCAAUUAAGUUUGGCACCCAGCACCCAGCUGUGUCUCAUUAAUUAAGUCUCGUUUGGUCCUUGUUUGCCCUGUAUAUAUUCCCUGUGUUCUCCCUCUGUCUUUGUAGGUUCUCAUUUAUGUUCAUGGUUUGGUUUUCCCUUUGUACUCCUGUUAAGUUUCAUUAAAGUCUGUUCAUUGGAUUCUCCUUCAUCGUGUGCUUAGUCAACCAAAAUGUACCAUUACAGAAGAACCGACCAAACCAACACCUAUCUGGCUGAGGAUUGCCUGCAGGCUUAAGGCAGAGUGGUCAUCCGUUGGAGAGGUAUGUGGAGGAGUUUUCUGAGCUCUCUUGUCAGGUGGGCUGGCUGGAGGCUUCCCUUAGUGCUUGUUUUCUGAUGGGCCUGGAUGAGGAUACCAUUCGUUAUUGUGAACAUACUUGUUAUCUCUCUCUAGUCGAGUCCAUUAAUCUCGUUCUCUAUUUAAAUGGUUCAGAUUUUGAAGUUGAAGAAGUUAAAGUAGAGAAGUAUCAUCCUCGUCCAGCCCCAUCAGAAACACAAGUGGCCUGGUCAGCUCACUCUCUGCCGGCUCCCUCCACAUACCCCUCCAAUGAAUCGGUCCAUCUCUACCCUCCAGCAUUUCCCCACGUCCUCAGUUCAGGGAUCCUGAUGGCUGCCAUCCCAGAGCCUCGAUGCAAGAUGGCCGCCACUCCAGAGUCUCAGCACAAGAUGGCCGCCACUUCAGAGCCUUGUCGCAAGAUGGCCGCCUCCACUUCAGAGCCUCGUCACAAGAUGGCCACUGCCACUUCAGAGCCUUGUCGCAAGAUGGUCGCCGCCACUUCAGAGCCUCGUCGCAAGAUGGUUGCCGCCACGCCUGAGCCUUCAGUCAAGAUGGCCUCCGCCACACCUGAGCCUUCGGUCACGAUGGCCGCCACCACAGUUAUGAAUCUAUCCAUUCCCAACCUUGGUGGCCAAGCCUGGGGUCUGGGUCAAGGCCAUGGAACCCGAGGGGCCUGCCCCGCCAUGGUGUCCCGAAUGGCCAGCACCACCAUGGCCUCCCGAAUGCCCAACACUGCCAUGGCCACCCGAACUGCCUAACCCACCAUGACCCCCCGAACUUCCUGACCGGCCAUGGCCCACCAAACAUCCUGACCGGCCAUGGCCCACCAAACAUCCUGACCCGCCUUAGCCCUCGAACAGGCCAUGGUAGAGAGAGUCAUUGAGCAGCAGAAGGCCAUUGCUCAUGUCCUGUCCUCUGACAAGAAGUCAUGGCAUCUUAUCUCAACAUGGCAGGACAUGGACAUGCUAGAUGCGAUCAACAAAUCCCUGCAGCUUCUAGUUGAGUUUACAGAUGCACUGUCUAGUGAAAAGUAAGUCAGCGUGUCAUUUGUAAAGCCAGUUCUUCAUCUUUUUAACUAGUCAGUCUUGAAAGUUAAGGAUGAUGAUACUGACCUGUCAAGAGCAAUGAAGUCUAGUAUCAUGGAAAAAUACAGUGACCCACAAAUCCAGGCUCUGUUGGACAUGGCAUACUGUAGAUGAGUUACACCAAAGACAACAAAACAUCAAUACAAGCCAGACUGAAAUCCGAGAUGAAGACUGUGGCAGUGACGGUAAUAAAAAACAAGUGCUGCACUGUGAUAUAUAUAGUUAUUUGAAUCUCUGCAGACAUACAGUCAUGCAACCUGAGUAGUGAGGGGAACUGACUAAAAUGGUGGAAGGAAAAUUAAAAGGUCCACCCUAGGCUUUCAAAAGUGGCAAAGAAAUACUUGUGCAUACCAGCUACAAGUUCUCCUUCAGAGAGAGCUUUUAGUGUCGGGGGGGAAAGUUGUUACUUGCUUGAGGUCCACCCUAAAGCCAGAUCAUGUUGACAGACGUGUGUUUCUAGUCAAAAACAUAGCACAAGUACAUACAUGUAUGCCUAUCAUAGGAUAGAGAAAAAAAAUGAAUAAUUAAUUUUUCACAUUGGAGUUUUAUUCAAAUUGAAUUUUAUUUCCAUUUGGCAUGUAAAAGAGGCCCACUUUUAUUUUUACCUGAGUUAAACAUUUUCGUCAGAUGUUACAAUACAGUAACAUACAGUAUUUAUGUUCUGAUUGUAAUGUUUUUUUUGUUUU
Molecule: messenger RNA, 4160 nt
Organism: Megalobrama amblycephala (Wuchang bream)
Lineage: Eukaryota; Metazoa; Chordata; Actinopteri; Cypriniformes; Xenocyprididae
Exons: 2
Coding region: 2449-3147 (232 amino acids)
Source: RefSeq, a predicted model, not a curated record